AUGGUCGUUUAUAAAUCACUUAAACCACUAGCCUUCAAAUCUAAAGACAUGAAUCACUUGCCAGUGUUUUGGAGAGCAAAUAAUAAAGCUUGGGUCACUGCACAAAUUUUUAGUGAUUGGUUUACAAACUGUUUUAUUCCUCAAGUAGAGAUGUACCUAAAAUUAAAAAAUCUCCCUUUUAAAGCUUUAUUGCUGAUUGACAAUGCCCCUGGCCAUCCCACCUCAUUAAAAUUUCAACAUUCUGACAUUGAAGUCAUGUUUAUGCCUCCAAACACUACCUCACUUCUUCAACCAUUAGACCAAGGAGUGAUUGCAGCGUUUAAGGCCUAUUACGUACGAAGAACUUUUCAACGUCUAUUAAAAAACUUAGAAGAAGAUCCAGAACUUACAGUUACACAAGGAUGGAAAAAUUAUGACAUCGCUAAAUGUCUCGUCAAUAUCAAAGAAUCACUGGAUGAAGUUCAGCCCUCGACUAUAAAUGCUUGUUGGCAAAAAUUAUGGCCAGAAGUUGUGUUAAAAAGCGAUAAAAUUGACAAUCUGAACACCACGGUGAAUCAAAUCGUAGAAAUUGCUCGGAACGUAAAAGGUUUUGAUGAGGUAAAUAGAGACGACAUAGAAGAAAUGAUGUUGAACUAUGAUCAGGAACUUACAUUGGAGGAUCUAGAAGAAAUUACCGAAACCCCGAACGAACCAAAACAAUCCGAACAUGAUGAAGAGGAAGAAGAACCUGUGAAGCCGGAUUUCUCCUCUAAAUCAAUCAAAGAGAUUUUUCAUUAG
Acyrthosiphon pisum (pea aphid) is the source of this 777-nucleotide messenger RNA. RefSeq names its product tigger transposable element-derived protein 1-like. Lineage: Eukaryota; Metazoa; Arthropoda; Insecta; Hemiptera; Aphididae. The record is from RefSeq and is a predicted model, not a curated record. The transcript has a single exon. The coding region runs from base 1 to 777 and encodes 258 amino acids. Gene Ontology annotation, cellular component: nucleus. Gene Ontology annotation, molecular function: DNA binding.